Molecule: messenger RNA, 2010 nt
Organism: Closterium sp. NIES-65
Lineage: Eukaryota; Viridiplantae; Streptophyta; Zygnematophyceae; Desmidiales; Closteriaceae
Source: the annotation of a GenBank genome assembly
AUGGACGUGGACGUGGACGUGGACGUGGACAUGGACGUGGACGUGGACGUGGACGUGGACGUGGACAUGGACGUGGACAUGGACGUGGACGUGGACAUGGACGUGGACGUGGACGUGGACGUGGACGUGGACGUGGACAUGGACGUGGACGUGGACGUGGACAUGGACGUGGACGUGGACGUGGACAUGGACGUGGACAUGGACGUGGACGUGGACAUGGACGUGGACAUGGACGUGGAUAUGGACGUGGACGUGGACGUGGACAUGGACGUGGACGUGGACGUGGACAUGGACGUGGACGUGGACGUGGUCGUGGACGUGGACGUGGACGUGGACAUGGACAUGGACGUGGACGUGGACGUGGACAUGGACGUAGACGUGGACGAGGACAUGGACGUGGACGUGGACGUGGACAUGGACGUGUACGUGGACGUGGACGUGGACAUGGACGUGGACAUGGACAUGGACGUGGACAUGGACGUGGACGUGGACAUGGACAUGGACAUGGACGUGGACAUCGACGUGGAUGUGGACGUGGACGAGGACGUGGACAUGGAUGUGGACGUGGACGUGGACGUGGACGUGGACAUGGACGUGGACGUGGACGUGGACGUGGACGUGGACAUGGACGUGGACGUGGACGUGGACGUGGACAUGGACGUGGACGUGGACGUGGACGUGGACAUGGACGUGGACGACGUGGACGUGGACGUGGACGUGGUCGUGGACGUGGACGUGGACAUGGUCGUGGACGUGGACGUAGACGUGGACGUGGACGUGGACGUGGACGUGGAGGACUUGGACGUGGACAUGGACGUGGACAUGGACAUGGACAUGGACUUGGACGUGGACGUGGACGUGGACGUGGACAUGGACGUGGACGUGGACGUGGACGUGGACGUGGACAUGGACGGUGACGUGGACGUGGACGUGGACGUGGACAUGGACGUGGACGUGGACGUGGACGUGGACCUGGACGUGGACGUGGACGUGGACGUGGACGUGGACGUGGACACGGACGUGGACGUGGACGUGGACGUGGACAUGGACGUGGACGUGGACGUGGACGUGGACAUGGACGUGGACAUGGACGUGGACGUGGACAUGGACGUGGACAUGGACGUGGACGUGGACGUGGACGUGGACAUGGACGUGGACGUGGACGUGGACAUGGACGUGGACGUGGACGUGGACGUGGACGAUGACAUGGACGUGGACAUGGACGUAGACGUGGACAUGGACGUGGACAUGGACGUGGACAUGGACGUGGACGUGGACGUGGACAUGGACGUGGACGUGGACGUGGACAUGGACGUGGACGUGGACGUGGACGUGGUCGUGGACGUGGACGUGGACGUGGACAUGGACGUGGACGUGGACAUGGACGUGGAUAUGGACGUGGACGUGGACAUGGACGUGGACAUGGACGUGGAGGUGGACGUGGACGUGGACGUGGACGUGGACGUGGACAUGGACGUGGACGUGGACAUGGACGUGGACGUGGACGUGGACGUGGACGUGGACGUGGACGUGGACAUGGACGUGGACGUGGCAGGGACGUGGACGUGGACAUGGACGUGGACAUGGACGUGGACGUGGACGUGGACGUGGACAUGGACAUGGACGUGGAUAUGGACGUGGACGUGGACAUGGACGUGGACAUGGACGUGGACGUGGACGUGGACGUGGACAUGGACGUGGACGUGGACGUGGACGUGGACGUGGACGUGGACGUGGACGUGGACGUGGACGUGGACAUGGACGUGGACGUGGACGUGGACGUGGACGUGGACGUGGACGUGGACGUGGACGUGGACGUGGAGGACUGGACGUGGACAUGACAUGGACGUGGACAUGGACGUGGACGUGGACGUUGACGUGGACGUGGACAUGGACUUGGACAUGGACCCUGGACGUGGACGUGGACGUGGACGUGGACGUGGACAUGGACGUGGACAUGGGACGUGGACGUGGAACUGGACAUGGACGUGGACGUGGACAUGGACGUGA